This is a messenger RNA of [Torrubiella] hemipterigena, 1371 nucleotides long. The record is from the annotation of a GenBank genome assembly. Lineage: Eukaryota; Fungi; Ascomycota; Sordariomycetes; Hypocreales; Clavicipitaceae.
GGCCGCCAACCAGUGGGCAAUGCGCUGGUGAAAGUGAAGUCGGCGCUUGUGGAGCGCGCGCAUAAAGGAAAUUGGGACAGAAGCUUCACGCACAACAUCAAACGAACAGACUUUGAGAGUCACCACGCAGCGCGGGCGGCAGCUGGCUUCACGGAUGAUUUCUCUAGCAAAGAGAUAUGAUUACAGUUGCGCUUCUAUUCAACGGUGACCGCAAAAAACACAGGUGGUCGUUCUUAUCACCAUUGUUCACGCCAACACAACUCCCCGCAACCAACCAACACAGCCUGAGCCAUGCGUCGAGAGCGCGGCCUAGGAGGCUCGAUAUGGGCUUCCGAAACAUCAAGCAGACGCCAGAGUGUAGCAGGUGACCACAGAUCGCGCUCUGUCCCGCCGCAGAGCCCGAACCAGCCAACAUUUGACUUGCCCAAGACCAGCACGUCCAUUGCUGCGCCCUUACCGACUAAGGGCGCACUGGGCCCAACACAGGCGCUCCAGCGGUUCGAGCAGGCGUGUCAGCGGCUACGAUGGAAGUUUAUCGAUCUAGAAGCGUCGUAUCAGCGGGCUCUUGUUCCGCAGCCGCACCAGUUCACGCCCGAUGACGCGGAGCGCAACUUCAAGAUCGACUUCCACGAGUUCUACGUGUGGAUCGAGCAGGCUGUCGUGCUGCUGCUGCAUGUGUUUUCUAUUGAGAUUCCAAGGACGUCGUUUCUCUCGGAUAAAGAUCGGCGGGCGGGCGGCUCGUCCAGCCAUGCAUAUCACCAUAAUGUGCUGCGGUGUCUGGACGAGGUGACGAAUCCGCUGCACGAGGUCCUGGGUAAGGGCGACGUCAACCAUGCGCUGUGGAAGGCCAAGGAGCUGCGUAAUAGAUGGAAGGACGCGGCUGAAGGGCGAGAGACGCCGCCGCUGAAAAUGUACGAUUUGCGCUGGAUUGUGCGCGAGACACUGGGCGGUUUGGAGGCGGCGUAUACUAAGGCGCAGCAGGAGGUUGCGUUGGUGGGUGGAGGGCGAGAGGAGGAGGCGAGUUGGGAUUGGAUGGUGGAUGAUAUGGAUUGGGAAGCUUAGGAAUUUUCUCUUGCAUAGCGUGUCGUGUCUAUUUGCUUUUUAGCAUUUAUUUGUUGGUGUUGUUUGCUUUGGUAGACAGAGGCGAUACCAUACGGUCUAUCGUCCGUUCAAGCCCUUUGCAGAUAUCUUUAACUAGAUGGUAGCUGGAUAUAGAAGCCAGUGGUUAAUUACAAUAUUUGUUAGCUCACUAUGGUGAAAAAUAAAAAAUAAAAUGGUUAUGAACCUGUUUGAUGGGUUGUAAUUGGCAUUUGCUGAGAAAUGCAAAAAAAGAAGGUAUAUGAUGGAAUCAAACCACCUGCAAUGGACGAA